CAAUUCUCUCCUUGUUAAUUGUGCUGUACAUUGAAUUCGGCUUCUCUUUUCCUUCCCCAUCUUUGCAUCGGAAGCAGGUGAGUGAAUUGGAAGCUGGAUGGUUGUCUAGUCGUCAACAGCUGACUGAGACAAGAGAGCAGUUGAUCAAAACGGAGGAAGUGUUGGAUGUGCAUAGAUUGCGCCUUUUACGUGCAGAGUUUGAGAAAAAUGAGUUAAGUACACCUUUAGAAUUGAUUGGGAAGAACAGUGAAGUUGGUCGUCGAAGCAUUCGGUCAAACUCAGAUGUUGGCAGCGAUUUAUCAAGAGUAUGCCGUCGUAGAGGUGUCGAAGCGACAGCAAAUCAGGAUUCGAAAUCGGUAUGUGAAAGUUUGCUGAACCUGGUUGACAAGGAUGGUGCAAUAAAGGAAGGUGAGAAAAGAAGUGUAGUGGGUGACGAAAUGUCUACAACUAAUAAAGCUAUUAAGAAUGCAACCUGCGAUGUUGCUGUGCAAAUGUGUUCAUCAAACGAAUGGCCUUCCCUCGUCAAGGCGAUUGGUCCCGUUAAUCGAGAAACAUUGAGGAACAUUGCUUGCUAUGUAGUGUCAAGUUCUAUGAGUUAUCAUUGUAGUUCAGUUCCUCCUCCUGAUGGGGAAGAAGCGAAACUGGUGAGAAUAAUCGUUCAUAAAAGAGCCAGACAUCACCAGUAUCAGGUGGAUCCGAACGCAGGAAGUACAGAUAAUAUGGAAGGUACGGAAUUAUUCGAUUAUACUCUGCACGCAAGUCAGUCGGAGAGGUGAUCAGACGACAGCCAGACUCAGAAACUAUCUCUUCACAAACCGCUUCUUCAAUCGAAUCACCGUGUGUACCAGAAACCCCAGAAUAUCUGUUGAAUUCAGUCACUCUCUCCCGAACUCGCAGCACUCAUGAGUUAGCCACAGUUCCACUCGAAAUAAGAUCUGGGAAGAGGUCAUCUCUUGCUCAUUCCGUGACUACUUCCUUCUUGUCACGUAACCCAGUUCCAAUAAUUGACAAGAGAACUGACCACAAGCAUAAAACCUCAGUGGCUAAACGACUACAUAUGCGUUUGAAACAUGCUGUGUCUCAUGAUUCAGAAAUGAAGGUUGCUCGCUUCGUAGAAGCCUAUCCAGCAGUAAAGGAUACUUCAAGAGACACAGUUUUGAGCGAUGAGAAAUCUGAGAAGUCUGUUUGGCGUAAAGUAUGGACAAAGAAGAAAAAGUGAAAUAUGAAAUUUGGAUUUGAUUGCACUACAUACACACAUUUUUUUUGUACAGUUAACAGCUUUACAUUACUCAUUUCUUCACUUGCUAAAUUUGCAGUUAGAUUUUUGCAUAUUGUAUACUUUUAUCUCGUUGAUAACUCCAAGAUGGAAGUGAGGAUGAAUCGAAUGUCUCAGGGUUGUUGGGUGCUGUUUUUGCCUGCUCUAUUGUAACUGCACAUGAUCUUUCCUUGUACACAUCGAUCAUUUCAUAUAUGCCAUUCUUCUGAGCCUGAAAGUAAAUUUGGUACAUGUUAAUAUGCAUAAUAUAAACGAGAUUAUGAACGA
This is a messenger RNA of Trichobilharzia regenti, 1543 nucleotides long. Lineage: Eukaryota; Metazoa; Platyhelminthes; Trematoda; Strigeidida; Schistosomatidae. The record is from the annotation of a GenBank genome assembly.